Messenger RNA from Amoebophrya sp. A25, 2416 nucleotides. Lineage: Eukaryota; Dinophyceae; Syndiniales; Amoebophryaceae. The record is from the annotation of a GenBank genome assembly.
AAAUGAUUUACUUAUUAAAUGAAGUCCUUCCUCUUCUUCCCAAAACAACUUUAGGAUGAGAGAAAAGAAAGGAAGUCUUUGAACUUCUACUCAAGACAUAAAUUAGUAACUAGCUGAUGUUGAAAGCCCCUACAAUCUAAACAAAUUCAUCAUCUUUGUUAUUAGAUGAAGCAUGAGGAGGUAAAACUAAACCCAUCGACCACCAGAAGUCUAACUCGUCACCCUGUAAAUGAUAGAAGGAGUUGAAAUUAAGACACAUGUUGAAAGAAUGGGGCCAGUAGUCGGCGUGACGUCGGUCGCAAUGCUAUUCUAGCAGGGAAAUUGGAGUUCAGCUUUGAUCAGCUUGGAAAAAACGCUCCAUUCGAAAAUGUCGCAGUCUGUUCGGUUGCGGAAGAUGAUUUGGGCGCUACUGGGCGCAGGCGCUUGGCCAAGGCGCGGUUUUUUGGGGGUCCUUGCGUUAGCUACACGGCUUCGUAGCGGAGGAAAGGGUAAAAACGCACAUGACCCGAGAGUGGAGGCUGGCAACUGGCAAACGACUGGUCAAAACACAAAUAGCGCCAUGUUGGGUAUGGACGUAACUACUCGUUCUCCAGUGUCUGCUAAUGUGGGGAGUAGUAAAGGACCGCACCGGGGUCAGAAGAAACCCGCAAGCAAAGGAAAGAGGCCAGUGAACCAAAGAGCAUCCCAAAUAAAGAUAGGGUCGCCGCACAAUGGCAACAGGCCACCUCGACUAGACAUGAUUGAUGAAAACGACAACAGAGUCAAAGGCAAGGGAAGUUCCUCCGCUUCGCCUUUGGUGCACCUUGCUCAGGAGGGUUCUCCCUCGCAAGCAAUAACGCGAAUUUUCCGUUUACAUGACGAGGAAGCGAAGGGUAAGAGGACUCGACCGGACAUGAAUGCUGCCCCGUACGUGGUUCCGAUUGCAAACCCUAUUCCUGGUGAUGGGGGCCUGUUGCUCACAAAACAUCGAACGACGGGACGUCCGCAGACUCGUGGUCCAGCUGCACUGAUCAGUCGCGACGAGCCCGUUUUUGUCUAUUCGCAAGCUGCGCCCGACUGCUCGCGUGCUCCGUCCGAAAGUGCACAGUCUCGUCAAAUAGCAUCACAUUCUCAUUCGCAACAGGCUCACGCGCAAGCCGAUGGACCUGACAACCCGCCAGGACCACCAGGAGCGCAUUUUUCUGCAGGAACACCAUGGCCGACGCCGCAGCCAUCGCCCUGGUUCGGUAAUUGCGCUCCUUAUGUUGGAGGUGCAGAAGCAGGCUGUCGACAAGUGCUGGCAGGACCUGCUGUUUCCGGUCGAUGGAACACGGUGGCCUACAGUGGAUAUCCAUGCGCUCUUCCACAAGAAUUUGUACAUGUCAUGAGGAGCUCUCACAUGGUGGCAGAUUAUACCUCUACAGCAGCGACGCCAACACCUUAUCCACCUACGUCUGAAGUGCAAACAGCAACCAUAGGGCCGAAAGUACUUCUUGAAGCAGGACAAUUUCCAACAGCGUCAGCGGUCGACUCAAGUCCGUUUAGGUCGGCAUCAUCGCACGGACAAGCAGCUGCAGCGGCGCUGUUUUCCCCUACACACGCUCGUGGCGAUCCUGCGCUUGCCGCAUGGCGGAGCCCCUCUACUGCGAUGGACACACGCGGCAGUCCUACUAGCAAGUCGCCAAUUAGCCUCGCCUGUCUCUUACAGCGAGAGUGGAACAGCAAUGCCUCUCCGGGGCCGGCGGGGGAGGUGUCUCCCGUCUCAUCUCCGACGAAAACCAAUCAUAAAAGUAGCGGAGUCACGACUUCGCCUGAUAGUAAAAAUCAAAGGGACCAUAAAGAUAAAGAACUACAACGUCUUCAUAGGAAAAGCAGUGGGGCUAGCCUUUCGACGGCUGGUGUUGCAGCCGACGCGAAGACGGAACCUUUAUUGAAAGGGAUAGGCAGGAGCAGGAGGAGUACUGCUACAGAUACUGCGUCUUGUUGUUCUAUAACACCGAAAAACAUUUUUCAAGAGACGCAAACGGAAGAGGCCAUCAUGGUCAUGGAGGUGGAUUGCGUGGGCAGGAGUACGAAAUACGACGAGCAAGGAAACCCAGUAGCAGGUGCGUUUCGCGCAUCAGGACGUUUUCCAAGCAAGAAGAAGCAAGGAAAGGGACGAGGAAAUGUAACAGCGAAACUUCUUCAGAGACAUGGCGCUGAAGACGGCAAUCUUCAAUUAGUAGAUGCAGGAAAUACAAAUAGUUUUAGUUGUAUUGCUGCGGAAACAUCUUCAACAGCAGACGUUCUUGCUCCACUUACUGUGCCUGCCGUACCACAAGAAAUAGAGUCCGAAAACGGAGGUCCGUUCAGCAGACAGCCAUCACCAGAUGAGAAGAGCUUCGUGACGAGCAGUUUCGCUGAAGGUCUUCAGCGAGUAUCCGCACAGCCAUCUUGA